GCCUGUAGAAUAGAUGGUUAUGGGAUUUGCUGCAUUUAUAUUGGGAGUAAUUAUCUGUGUGGGCUGUGUGAAAUGUUGUCUUGAAGACGAAACAAAGUCUACUGUACAGCUAGUGAGUCAGCGACACAUUCAUCAGAAUGAAUGUAACUUACGGCAGCCUGUAUCAUUACAGGCCUCAUCUCCAAUUCCUACCAAUACAGCAAGGCCUACAUCACAUCCCUAUACAGCUACUGCACAACUAGUGAGUCAGCGACACAUUCAUCAGAAUGGAUGUAACUUACAGCAGCCUGUAUCAUCACGGGCCUCAUCUCCAAUUCCUACCAAUCCAGAAAGGCCUACAGCACGUCCCUGUCCAGGUGAGCCAAGAUUCAUAAUAGUUUCACUUACUCAUAAAUUGUGGGUCUCCAGUGGAGAAGACUCUGAACUGAGACAAUUACACCCUGAACAAAAAUGA
Molecule: messenger RNA, 454 nt
Organism: Schistocerca serialis cubense
Lineage: Eukaryota; Metazoa; Arthropoda; Insecta; Orthoptera; Acrididae
Exons: 3
Coding region: 14-454 (146 amino acids)
Source: RefSeq, a predicted model, not a curated record